Messenger RNA from Neomonachus schauinslandi (Hawaiian monk seal), 2031 nucleotides. It is a transcript of the gene DNAJC30, whose product is annotated as DnaJ heat shock protein family (Hsp40) member C30. NCBI's taxonomy places the organism in Eukaryota, Metazoa, Chordata, Mammalia, Carnivora, Phocidae. The record is from RefSeq and is a predicted model, not a curated record. The transcript has a single exon. The coding region runs from base 1 to 681 and encodes 226 amino acids.
AUGGCAGCCAAGCGCGAUCUGAGGUGGUCGCGGCGGUUGCUGUGGAGGUUGUGGCUGGUCCCGAACGCUCCACAGAACCCGGGAUCCGGCCUGGGCCUAGAAGCGAGGACUUAUUCCCAGGGCGACGGCCCAUACUCGCGCACCGCGCUCUAUGAGCUGCUCGGCGUCCCCUGCACGGCCACGCAGGCGCAAAUCAAGGCGGCCUACUACCGGCAGAGCUUCCUCUACCACCCAGACCGCAACUCGGGGAGCGCGGAGGCUGCCGAACGCUUCACGCGCAUCUCCCAGGCCUACUUGGUGCUGGGCAGUGCCACCUUGCGUCGCAAGUAUGACCGCGGCCUGCUCAGCGACGAGGACCUGCGCGGGCCUGGUGUCCGGUCCUCCAAGGAGCCCGCCGGCAAUGCGGGCUCGCCCCGCGCCCCGCCACCUGCCUCUCAGGCGCACAGUCGUGGUCAGGCCGCGGCUGGCGCCAACCGCACCAUGUUCGACUUCGACGCCUUCUACCGAGCGCACUACGGAGAACAGCUGGAGCGCGAACGGCGCCAGAGGGCCCGGCGAGAGGCCCUGCGCAAGCAGCAGGAGGACCGGGCCAAGAAGGGCUUCCGCUGGGACGAGACCCGAGACACGACUUUUGUGUUCCUUCUCUUAACAGUCUUCGUCAUCGUGGGCUUUCGUUCUUAAUCGGAGAGAGGAGGAAAGGGGAGCAGCCCCCAGCCGGCCUUUCCUGUCUUCUUGAACCCUCGCCUUCCAUAGUCUACCUCUGCUGGGGUCCGAAGGAACUGCUCUCCCCCUCCUCUUCCCUGCCCGCCCAGCUUAGCCAUUCACCUGCACGGCCCUCCCCUACGGUCCAGAAAAGGCUUUUCGAUGCCCAAGAAGAAGAGUCCCGAAAGCCCGAGAGUGAAGGGUUUUCUGGAGUCCCUUGGGUGCCAAUUCCAGAGGUUGCCUUCCUGAUGUUGUCAACUUCUGGAACACUUGCUCUGGCUUGAUUGUAAAGCUCUGAGCAAGCGUUGUCUGCUCCUGCCCCACAUUUGUACCGUGGGGCUCCUGUGUAACCUUGAACCGUGCAAUGUGACCCGUUGUUGGCUGCCAAAAGAAAAAUUCUGGGGUUGUCCGAACCUUGUGUUUCUGUGAGUUCCCCAGCCACAGGUGAGACCCGAUGUAGGGUAAGAAUGGGAUCUUUGGAAACCUUGCCGUUUUGGUAUGAUCAGCCCUAGGCCCCACUCCCCCUUCUGUCCGUGGCAUGUGGGAGUAGGAAAGCAAGGUCAUGGAGCAUUAGGAAUCGAGUGCUCCUGUACCCAUACUUAUCUAAUGUGUGACCUCAGAGAAAUUACUCUGUGGCGUGACAGCAGAGGAACAAAUCAUUUGCUCUCUUGAGGUCUGUCACACUUGAUUAUCCAGUUCUAAUGGGCUCAGUGAUUAAAACAUGAUGUUAGCAGAGUCAGAUUUAUCCUUGGGACAAUGUGCCUGUCUCCUGGUCAUUCCUUGGCCAGCCACCCCGUCACUAACUGUGCAGCCCCAUCCCCUCCCUGAAAUAGAGCAACAAACUGGGGGUUUGAGUCCAGCAAACUGGGAAUGUGGCCUGUCCUCUUGUUUAACCCCACAAGUCAAGUCCUUGAAACUUGGCUGCUUGAGUGUGGAGUAGACGGUACUUCUAAGGGAGAGGAGGCAUGUGGUGGAAACUUGGGUCUUUAUUCAGAGCUGGCUGAGGCUUUUUUCCCUCUGGGUUUCUAAGUCGAGCUAAGCGGUUGGUCAUCGCUUGGCUGGAGCUGUGGUAGUCAGGCUCUCGAUUAUGUGUCCCUGCACACGAAGUCUGUAUGGGCCGUGAGAUUUCAGCUGCUCACGUAUUUAUGCACUGGGGCUAAGUGUAAAGCUGUGGGAUAGGAAAACCUUUGCAAGAGUGAGGACAGAAGUGUAGGUUCUAAACAAAGCCAGAGGCGCAUUGGUAAAUUAGUAAGAACUGCUCUUGUGAAAUCCUUGUAAUUAGGAUAAGGCCACAGCUAGUUCAAAUUGGUGUCUCGGAAACGAUUUUGA